UUCGACUCGCUCUUCGAGAGACAAGUUUACCGAAGGUGGUUGAGCAUUGCCAAGAUUCCAAAAACAAGAUGCGGUUUAUAUCUGUGCCUAUGCUACUUGUAGUGGUGGGGGCCAUGUUAUGGCUGAGCUUCCUAGUGGACGCUUCUUCAGAGACCACAACCAAGUCCAAUACAGAAGUUUCUGGACGUCGUUUUCUGAGCCUUGGGCCGUUUAGACCUUUCAUGCGAGUGUUGGGUAUGAUGGGGAUCCCUCUGCUACCACUAUUGCUUCUGAGGCAACUGAUUGUGACUGGGGCAGCCUCAAACGCCCAAGCUUCCGGUGGUGGUGCCGGUCUCGGCAGCAUGGGAGCUCUCGGAAUUCUAGGACCCUUCGGUGCUGGUGCAGGACUCGGAGGAUUGAGGCCAACAGGUGGCAUAGCAGCAGCAGCUGGUGGUGGUGGUGGUGGCUUACGCCCUCUUGGACUGAGACCAUUUGCUGGACGUCCUCUCUCCAACUUGAUAGCUAACGCCGCUGGUGCAGGUGCAGCAGGGGCUACGGCAGGUGCAGGUGCAGACGCUCUUUUCCUCCGCAAGCGUUCAACAGAGCACGAGAAGGGAAGUAGUCGUUUCUCCAGCCUGAUGAGCGCCUUGGCCAAACUGGAGCAGGUGGUAGAUCACUAUGAUCUCAGCGUCCCGGAUUGCCAGAGACGCUUCGUCUGCGAAUUGCACCGCAAGAGUCUCAAUCCCAGCUUUGGAUCUCUCACAGAGAAAUUGAUUCAAGCAUUUGGGGUCGAAGCUCGUUUGGAAAAAUCCCACUUUUCUUCCAACACCAAGUCUGUUCUCAAAGAUUUCCUAAAAGCUGCUCGAAAUGGUCUUCAGCAGAGAGAAUGUGCUGCCAUUUAUUACAAGUGUCCCGUCGCUGUGACCGAAAAAGAGGAGAAAGAGGAAAAAGUGGAGAAAAAUGGAAAGAAAGAAACAUCUCCUGCCACUGAAAACAUGAAAAAUUGAGUCCAUCUCAACCAAGGAAGUUUGCAUUCAUUUCAACUCGGACGAACAUUUUCUCAUGAAACACCUAAAAGUCUGCUUUUAGGAGCAGAUUAUUCGUAUUAUAUCCUGGAAAUGUCGUCUAUUUUUUCAUUGUAGAUUUAGUGGAUAGAUAUCUCCGAUGGUGUAAGUUAUUCAUCCUAGAUAUUUCAUAAAGUUGCGAAGAUUCAUUGCUAAACAGCAUGACUAAGUUCUAUAAUUCAUCUCGGCUUGCAAUAUCAUUUAAGAUUUAACUAUAAAAAUUGAAACUAAAAGAGGAACAUAUCAUGUUUUACAAAAUUUGAAUCUGCUGUACUCAUUUUGUUAACUGCUUUGUAUUUCUUGAGGAAUUCCAAGCAGAACGCAAGCUCCAACUUAUUCCAUUGGAGGGAAUCAGUUCCUUGAUUGUUUAACUUCCAUUCGUGUCAUAUAUUUAUUACUUACUUCGUGCUAUGUAUAUACAUAGUUCCAUGUAUUUAUUAGCCGCUGCAAUGUACAGGCAAUAAGGAUGGAAAGAGCUGUCCUCUUCAUUUCGCAGGGUUCCGUCGAAUCUUCUGCAAUGAACGGGCUCGUAUCUGUUUGAAAGAGCUCGAAGUGACAGUUUAUGCUUGGGAAGAUCAUUUACCAUAUCCUUUGGAUCAAGCAUACCAUUACAGCACGUAAAAUGUUACUUCGACUCUUUGCCAUCCUCUUUUUCUUUCAUCCUCCGCUCAAUUCAUGUACAGUAUUUUCUUUCGAUUUUCAAAGCUCUUUCAUGUUAUCACUUUUUAUAUGUUGUUUCCUCCCGUUCUUUGUCCUUGUUAUAGUAUUCAUAUUAGAUUCUUAUUUUCAUUAA
Molecule: messenger RNA, 1836 nt
Organism: Uloborus diversus
Lineage: Eukaryota; Metazoa; Arthropoda; Arachnida; Araneae; Uloboridae
Exons: 3
Coding region: 69-986 (305 amino acids)
Source: RefSeq, a predicted model, not a curated record